AUGGUGGAAUCCACCGCGAGUUUGCUUCUCCUUUUGGUGAUCGAGUAUCUUCUGCAUGAAAUAGCCGGCCAGCAGUGUAGUACGAUUGGCAUCAAUGGAAUAGCUGGCUGCCAGUGCAAUCUAAUGGAGGCCUGUGACGAAGAUGGAAAACCAAAGUCCACCUGGGCUCAAUACUUGCCAACCGGUGUAGAUCAGUUCGGGCUUGUCGAUGGAGGACACCAAAACUUGGCGUAUCUCUGUGAAGUUGGUGCAGUUGCAAUCCUCUAUGACUGCAACAACCGAAUUCCUCUCUUCGCGGCCACGGUAAUUACAGGCACCCAAUUAUUAGGACGUGACUUCGGACGUCGACCACCCGCUAAUUUUAGAAGAAGCAGUCUAAAAUGGCUCUCUCUAAAAUUUCAGCAAGUAGGUAAAGAUUAUCUUCGAGCAAUAAACCGAGAGCUUUGCUAUGUAAUGAGGAGAGGAGACAGGUACCUCGUUGACAAAGACUGGGUUAUUUCAAGUGGACACAAAAGCCGUUUCCGUACUCAAGACUGUCCUGGAGGAUCGUUGGUCAAAACAAUAAUACACCGCGGGCACUUGAUUGCCUCACAGUACGGCCGUAAAAAUCCAAAAAAGAAAGCAGCAACUUUUACUUACACCAAUGCUGUCCCUCAGUUUGGAUUGUUUAACUCCCAUCCUUGGCAAGUCUGUGAGGGACGCUUGCUAAUGUGGGGAACUCAGAAUUGUGCGAAAGUAAAAGGAGCAACGCAAGUUCAAUUAUUCAUCGUGGUUGGCGCCAUGCCAUCGACAGUAUUUAGUCCACUUAAACAUCGAUAUUUUGGCAAAAAGGAUUCAGCGACUACAUGGACAAUGUUUACCGGGUGA
Pocillopora meandrina is the source of this 867-nucleotide messenger RNA. Lineage: Eukaryota; Metazoa; Cnidaria; Anthozoa; Scleractinia; Pocilloporidae. The record is from the annotation of a GenBank genome assembly.